Molecule: messenger RNA, 672 nt
Organism: Phaeodactylum tricornutum CCAP 1055/1
Lineage: Eukaryota; Bacillariophyta; Bacillariophyceae; Surirellales; Neidiaceae
Exons: 3
Coding region: 359-589 (76 amino acids)
Source: RefSeq, a predicted model, not a curated record
CAAAUUUAUACCGUGAAGAGCAACGAUCACGUCAAUCAACAUGUUGACAGUGAUUACUCUCUCCUCACUACUAGUGCUCUCAUUUGGCGACAACGCCGCUUUUCAUUCUAAUGUGGCACAACGAUCAGCCUUUGGUGUACCGAUAUUGUUGCGGAUGUCGAAUGCCGAGAAAGAGCUGCCGCAAAUGGUCAAUUUAGCUGAAAAGUAUUUUUAAUUGGCCGAACUUGAAGACAGUGAAUCCUGGGAAACAGAAGUGUUACUUAAGGCUGACCAGACAAUCCACGUCGGCGAGACCGACGGCCCUUUGUUCAAAACGGCCUCAGGGACUUGGCUUCAGGACGAGCAUGGGCGGUUCGAAAUGUCUCUUUCUCGUCGAUAUGAUGCUGGGCACGAAAAGAGGAAGACUACCGACGUGGGAGAGUUUGAUUUUGAGGUCGGACGAGUUUAUUCUGGAGAACUUUCAUAUGUUGGUGCGUCAAUUGCUGUUUCUGGAUCUAUCCAUAUAAUCGAUGAGAAACUGGGUAAUGAAGAGGUGGGGUUUUUCAACCUAAUCGAUACGACUAGUUCGCGAAGGAACAUGGAUUCGUAAAAAACUCCUAUUCAUAUUCUAAACACUGACUAUCUAUCUCAUCAAGAGCAAAUGGUACUCUGAUGAUUAUUGUCAUAUAAAGC